UUAUAGCAGGACUGCGGCGGGCAUUCUGACACUGGGGAGGAACUGACUAACUUUCACUGACAUCCCCAGUGACACCAAUACAGUGAUCAGUGCUAAUAAAAAGCACUGACACUGUACUAAUGACACUGGGCAGGAAGGGGAUAAGGUGGGGUGAUCAGUGGCUUAACUGUGUGCUGUGUGCUGUUUCACUGUGUGCUAUGUGUGUGCUUUACACUGUAAGCACACUGCUUUGUAUGGCUCUGCCAGUGUGCAGGAGUUGACAGGGGAGAGAUCUGUAUUGUUUACAUACAGGGCUCCCUACUCGGAAAUGCAAAAUCA
Molecule: messenger RNA, 318 nt
Organism: Staurois parvus
Lineage: Eukaryota; Metazoa; Chordata; Amphibia; Anura; Ranidae
Source: the annotation of a GenBank genome assembly